This is a messenger RNA of Culicoides brevitarsis, 900 nucleotides long. RefSeq names its product galactosylgalactosylxylosylprotein 3-beta-glucuronosyltransferase I-like. The record is from RefSeq and is a predicted model, not a curated record. The transcript has a single exon. The coding region runs from base 1 to 900 and encodes 299 amino acids. Gene Ontology annotation, molecular function: galactosylgalactosylxylosylprotein 3-beta-glucuronosyltransferase activity. Gene Ontology annotation, cellular component: Golgi membrane. Gene Ontology annotation, biological process: chondroitin sulfate proteoglycan biosynthetic process; carbohydrate metabolic process. NCBI's taxonomy places the organism in Eukaryota, Metazoa, Arthropoda, Insecta, Diptera, Ceratopogonidae.
AUGAUUGCCAGCUUACGUUACUUUAUUUUGCUGAUUCUCGGUGCUGGUUCCUUUUAUUGGUUCAACGUACCAAAUAAUUGCGAAAUUUCCGGAAAAAUAUUGAAAAAACAAACAGAAGACCUUCCAACGAUUUACGCCAUCACUCCGACGUAUUAUCGCCUCACCCAAAAAGCCGACUUGACACGUCUUUCGCAUUGUCUCCAACUCGUGCCGAACGUCUUUUGGGUCCUCGUCGAAGAUGCCAACAGCACCUCUGAGCUCGUUCGAGGCAUCUUGCAUCGUGGCGGUCUCACCGAUCGCAGCGUUCAACUUAUCGGCAAAACGCCCGACGAUCAAAAACCCAAAAAUGGCACAAAUCGUUUGUUAACUCCACGCGGCGUCAUUCAACGAAACAUCGGUUUGGACUUUGUAACGCGUCGAAUGGCGGAAAAGGGCGGACGAUCAAUUGUUUAUUUCAUGGAUGACGACAACGCGUACAGCGUCGAACUCUUCCAUGAAAUGGCGAAAAUCGAAGAAGGUCGCGUUGGAGUUUGGCCCGUGGGAUUAGUUGGAGGGCUGAAGGUUGAAAGACCCUUUGUGAGCCCGAAUGGAACUAUUUCGGGAUUUGGUGCAAUGUGGCAGCCGGGAAGAGCGUUUCCCAUUGAUAUGGCGGCAUUUGCAAUUUCGGGAGAUUUGUUCCAAAAAAAUCCGGAUGCCAAAUUCAACUUUAAGGCAAAGGGAAACUUUUUGGAAUCGAAUAUUUUGGAACAAGUGACGAAGAGGAGUGAAUUGCAACCGUUGGCGAAUUUGUGUACGGAAGUUUGGGUUUGGCACACGAGAACAGAGAAGCCGAGUAUGGAGCAGGAAAAUAAUUAUGUGAAUAAAUAUCACAAAGCAUCAGAUUAUGGAUUGGAAGUGUAA